UGAAGCUGGACCUGUGCUGCUGAUCACAGAAUCCAAGGAUGGAUGGUCAGGGAAUCUUGUGCUUGUUGGAGGUUCUGUGCGGACACCAUCGGGACCAACAGGCCCUGUAGUAGAAACUAACGACACUGGCUGCACUGAGGUCUUUCCUGUGGCUGCUCAGUUCAGUUUACCACACGGUGUGAUGGAUCCCAGUGUGAGUUGAAUUGUGCUCAGGGUUAUCAAAUCCUGAUAAUAACCCCUAUGAACUUCAGGAAGUAGUCGCGUCCAAUGGGUCGCGAAGUAACGGAACACCUGUGAGGAGGUGUCCGCGCGCCGGCUGCUGUGGAGUUUAGGCCGCGCGCAGGGAGACAGCGCGCGCCGCUUCCCGAGCAGGACAUGGGAGAGCUGCACGCGCUGUAAGCGCGCACCGAUUCAGAGAGGAGAGGAUUUCACCGGGCCGGGCCGGACCGGACCGGACCGGACCACACCGCCAACAUGAAGGAGAAAUCCAAAAAUGCGGCCCGAACACGUCGGGAGAAGGAAAACGGCGAGUUUUAUGAACUGGCCAAGCUGCUGCCGCUUCCUUCUGCCAUCACCUCCCAGCUGGAUAAAGCCUCAAUCAUCCGCCUGACCACCAGCUACCUGAAGAUGAGAACCGUGUUUCCUGAAGGCCUUGGAGAGUCCUGGGGUCAUGUCAGCCGGAGUUCUCUGGAUGGUGUAGGCCAGGAAUUAGGCUCCCAUCUCUUACAGACCUUAGAUGGAUUCAUUUUUGUGGUUGCUCCAGAUGGGAAAAUAAUGUAUAUAUCAGAGACAGCGUCAGUGCACUUGGGCCUGUCACAGGUAGAGUUGACAGGAAACAGCAUUUAUGAAUACAUUCAUCCAGCAGACCAUGAUGAAAUGACAGCGGUCCUCACAGCCCACCAACCUUACCAUUCUCAUUUUGUACAAGAGUAUGAGAUGGAGCGCUCCUUCUUCCUAAGAAUGAAAUGUGUUCUGGCUAAAAGAAAUGCUGGUCUCACCUGUGGAGGCUACAAGGUCAUCCACUGCAGCGGCUACCUGAAGAUCCGUCAGUACAGCCUGGACAUGUCUCCAUUUGACGGCUGCUAUCAGAACAUCGGUCUGGUGGCCGUUGGUCACUCGUUGCCACCCAGCGCUGUGACAGAAAUCAAGCUGCAUAGCAACAUGUUCAUGUUCAGAGCCAGCUUGGACAUGAAGCUCAUCUUCCUCGACUCACGUGUUGCAGAACUAACUGGCUACGAGCCUCAGGAUCUCAUCGAGAAGACCCUCUAUCAUCACGUGCACAGCUGUGACGCCUUCCACCUGCGCUGUGCACAUCACCUGUUGCUGGUGAAAGGUCAAGUCACCACAAGGUAUUACCGUUUCUUGGCCAAACAAGGUGGCUGGGUCUGGGUUCAGAGUUAUGCAACUAUUGUGCACAACAGCCGCUCAUCCCGACCUCACUGCAUCGUCAGUGUCAACUAUGUCCUCACGGAAACAGAAUAUAAUGGCCUUCAGCUUUCUCUGGAUCAGGCUACAUCCAAGGCCUCCCUCCCAUUUAGCAGCAAUGGCGCCACCAACAGCCUUCCAGAGAACUGCAAAACCCUCAAGAGCAGAGCGAUGCGACCCAAAACCAAAUCUAGACUUUCACCGUACACACAGUAUCCCAGCUUCCAAGCAGAUCGAUCAGAAUCUGACCUGGACAGUCCAUGGGGCAGCAGUCCCCUCACAGACUCAGCUUCCCCUCAGCUGGAACCCAGUGAAGGCAUGGACGCCUCAUACAGCUACAGGAACUUUUCUGAUCCACGCAGCCUCUGCUACAGCUUGUCUGAGGAGCAUCAUCACACCACCAGCAGUAUUCACACGCACUUUCACACACAUGGUCAAGAGCAGAGUUGUGAGAGGGGUCGAUGUGAUGCGGGCAGAUAUUUUCUUGGAGCUCCUCCAGCCAGCAGGGAGACGUGGUUCGGCACAGCCCGGCCCUUCAUACCACUGACUAAGAGUUGCUUGGACAACAGUGAUGGAUACAGCAACAGUGUGGCACGCGUCUCAGCAAUCCAGAGCAGCCAAGGCCGAGCCCACUGGGAGGAAGACAGUAUAGUCAGUUCCCCAGAUGGAGGCUCAGCUAGUGACUCAGGGGAUCGGUAUCGACCAGAUCGCUACUCCUGGAGCCCAGAGGAACCCAGUAAGAUUGAGACUCUGAUCAGGGCAACGCAGCAGAUGAUCAAGGAAGAGGAGAGUCGAAUGCAUUUGCUCAAGGGCUUUGAAGAUACAUCACCAGGUCUUGCCAACGGACUUCACAGGGGCACUGCUUCAGGCUUUACUUCAGAAUACACUCAAGGUUCCUUACAAACUAUGGUGUACCGAAGUUUUAAUCAAGUGAUAAGCCCUGCUCCUAGCCCUACCCCUCUAUCUAGACUUAGCAGUCCUGGUGCUGAGCGUUUCCACAAGCCCAAAGACUACCUCCAGGUCGACAUGACUCCCCUAUCUUUGCAGUUACACCACCCAUUUGGUCGGUUGGGUGCAUGCUCAGCUUCCCCCACCCCCGCCCCUGCAGUCUACCCCUCCCACAGUCACUCGCGACCCUAUUUAGACAAACAUCCUGCAUAUUCCCUGACAGGCUACACUCUGGAGCACCUGUAUGACCCUGAGAACCUGCGGGGCUACUGUACCUCUGCUAGCACUGACCCCCCACUACGAUAAAUUCCUUGUACCAGGAGAACAAAACCCUGGUCAUAA
Messenger RNA from Girardinichthys multiradiatus, 2715 nucleotides. RefSeq names its product SIM bHLH transcription factor 1a (gene sim1a). Gene Ontology annotation, biological process: regulation of transcription by RNA polymerase II. Gene Ontology annotation, molecular function: RNA polymerase II transcription regulatory region sequence-specific DNA binding; DNA-binding transcription factor activity, RNA polymerase II-specific; protein dimerization activity. NCBI's taxonomy places the organism in Eukaryota, Metazoa, Chordata, Actinopteri, Cyprinodontiformes, Goodeidae. The record is from RefSeq and is a predicted model, not a curated record.